Pteronotus mesoamericanus is the source of this 4829-nucleotide messenger RNA. It is a transcript of the gene NUP50, whose product is annotated as nucleoporin 50. Gene Ontology annotation, cellular component: nuclear pore. The coding region runs from base 424 to 1821 and encodes 465 amino acids. Lineage: Eukaryota; Metazoa; Chordata; Mammalia; Chiroptera; Mormoopidae. Gene Ontology annotation, biological process: protein import into nucleus. The record is from RefSeq and is a predicted model, not a curated record. The transcript is spliced from 8 exons.
GGCCCCGCUGCCCCCUGCUGGAGGGGACGCUGACCGGGGCUCCGGCGCGCUUGCGUGGUAGCUGGACGCGGGCGUUUCUUUCCUCCCUUUUUUUUCGAAUUGGUUUUGCGGGGUAGAUUCGAGUUACAAAAUGGCGGCCUGGACCGUGUUCUGCGCCGUUCUCGCAGCAGUUUCCGGCUGAGCGGACGACUGUCCCACUCCCUGCGGAACGCUGAGAGACGAGGCCCUCAGGGGACAUGGUGUUUGAGACUCGGGGUUUGCUGAUCACCGAGUCCUUCGAGAAUCUCCGCGCACCGGAAGCGGCCAGGUGCUCUCACCCGGCGACGAGCAGCCGCUGCACAUCCGAGCGCCGCCGCGCACUCGAGCUUCGCCGCGCCCACAACGCAGCGAGUGCUGCGGCAGCCGCCCGGGAGGUUCACAAAAAUGGCCAAAAGAAUUGCCGAGAAGGAAUUGACAGACAGGAACUGGGAUCAGGAAGAUGAAGCAGAAGAGGUGGGGACGUUCUCGGUGGCCAGUGAGGAAGUCUUGAAGAACAGAGCCAUAAAGAAAGCAAAGCGUAGAACUGCGGGAUGUGAAUCUGAUAGCGGGGGCGCCUUUAAAGGCUUCAAGGGUCUGGUCGCACCCUCUGGAGGAGGAGGGUUUUCUGGGUUUGGUGCCUGUGCUGGAUCGAAGCCUUUGGAAGGACUGUCCAAUGGGAACAGCGUGACCAGCGCCUCUCCCUUCUCCAGUGCCCGGGCCGCCCCCGAGACCAAGGUGGCCUUCGGGUCUGUCGCUGCGAAUGGCCCCGCCUCCUUGGUCGAUAGUAAGAUUUCAAAUCCCAAAACCAACGGGGACAGCCCGCAGCCCCCGCCGGGCCCCGGCCCCCGCGGGAGCGCCUACCACCGGCAGCUGGCGGCCCUCAACUGCUGCGUGCGGGACUGGAUCGUGAAGCACGUGAACGCCAACCCGCUGUGCGACCUGACGCCGGUCUUCCGGGACUACGAGAAGUACCUGGCGGGCAUCGAGCAGCAGCUCGGCGGCGAUGGCGGCCCCGCCCCUGCCCGGGGACCCGGCAAGAUGCCACUCGACACGCAGCCUCCCGCCCUCUUCGCUUCAGCCAAGUCUCAGCAAGAGCCCCCGUUUGUGUUCCCUGGGGACAGAAGGGAGGAGGGCGCCCCCGAAAGGAGGGCCGAGGCUGUGCCUGAAAACAAGGCUGACCCGUCCCCCGGAGCGACAAGCGCCUCGUUUAAUUUCGGCAAGAAAGUCGAUGGGUCUGUUUUUCGCUUGUUAAACUCUGGCCCCCUGGCCGGGUUUUCACUUCCUUCUGGAAACUCCAGUUUGUUUGGCAAAGACAGUGCCCAGAAUAAACCGGCUGCUUCGCCGUUUUCCAUCCAGACGCCUGAGCGGCCCGCGGACGGCGGAGGUGCCGACUGCAAAGGUGGAGAUGAAGAAGAAAAUGAUGAGCCGCCCAAAGUAGUGGUUACGGAGGUCAAAGAAGAAGAUGCUUUUUACUCCAAAAAGUGUAAACUGUUUUACAAGAAAGACAAUGAAUUUAAGGAGAAGGGUGUAGGCACUCUGCACUUAAAACCAACAGCGAACCAGAAGACACAGCUGUUGGUGCGGGCAGACACCAACCUAGGCAACAUACUGCUGAACGUCCUGAUUCCUCCCAAUAUGCCAUGCACCCGAAUGGGGAAAAACAACGUGCUGAUUGUCUGUGUCCCCAACCCCCCUGUGGACGAGAAGAACGCCAGCAGCCCGGUGACCAUGCUGAUUCGGGUCAAAACCAGCGAGGACGCGGACGAGUUGCACAGAGUCCUGGCGGAGAAGAAGGGCGCCUGAGCGCCCGGCCGCGGCCGGCGGCGGCUCUGCCCCGCCCCGCAGCCCAGGCGGCCUUUCUUUUUCCGCUGACAUUCUCAGAACGUUAGAUAACUGAACACUUUUGUGAGGAAGAUCGAUAUGGCCAAUAAAACAUUUUAAUGUUUAGUGUCAAGAAACUGUAUUCUGCCUUCUUGAGAACUGUCUAAUGUAUAAAAUACAUUUGAAAGAAAUUUUGGGAAAGAUUUUUAACAUUCAUUUAUUAAACCAACCACAAGUGAUUUCUUAACGGACUGAAUCAGGGUAUCGAUUGGAUUUCCAAAGGCUUUUCCGAGCCGUGGGCGUGGGCGAGGCCCGGACGGCGGAGCGGCCCGUGGAGCCCGGCGGACGCCUGAGGACAGCGCUCUUCCCGAGCGAGCCACGCCGCCGCGCUGGGACCGCCGGCUUUCCUGCCUUUAUGUGUUCCUUUCAAGCUGCAUCGUGGGGACCGGACGUCCCCUUCCGCGUGGGGCCGAGCAGCAGCUGCGGGCGCCCACCGCGGAGGCUGCUGCCCAUGAUUCGGGACCUGCUGCUUCAUUUCAAAAGGAAACAAGUAGCCUCUCCUUUGGUUUUGUAGUUUUGUUACGAGGUGCUGUUGCUUGUGUAUCCCCUGGUCACGGAAGGGGCAGAGGGGCAUGGCCGGGAAUGAAGUUUAAAAGCACAAAUUUGGUAGCUUAUGGUUUCUAAACCAUGGACGGUAAACCUUAUGAAACAACGUGAAGUCCAAGUUAAAGUGCAGGACAGAAUGGAGCGGGUCCGCUUAGUCACGUGGCCGGGGAGAGCCCUGUAGCGCUCGCCGCUGCUCUCCACGUAGGGCUCAGGCGCCUUGAUCGCAGGCUGUGCGGCUCAACCAGAAGGCACGCGGUGCGCCUGGGAGGAGAGCAGGGUGAGCGGCCGCUGCCUUCCACUGCCACGCCGGGCCGCUCGGCGCCUGGCCUGAGACUCCCGUCAUUCAGGAUGUCCCCUGGAAGGGGCCCUGGUGAGCACAAGAACACCGUGUCUCCUCCACGCUGUCAGGUCCCUGAUCCUAGCGUUUGCGAGACUGGGCACACGAGUAGGUGUGUCAGUGCUGAAAGGUCCGUUUUUGCAACUCCUUCGAUGCUGGCACCGGGCGACCUUGUUUAAUAAGGCUCAGGGCCCGUGCCUGCGGGCUCCUGCUUGUGUGUUCUGCUCCUCAGCGCACAUCUCCUGACUCAGAAGAGUCAAGAUGACUGUAGAUAGUGUAGUUGCUUUAAAAGUAGUUUUUAGAUGUAAAUUGGGCAGGGAAACAGGAUCAAAUACGUUUGUCGCAAGAUUCUUGGACGACGCCAUUUUCUAACUGCAGCGGGGGUGUCAGGGCCAGAGCGCGUGACUUCGGACAAGUCGCGCGGAGCAAGGUGUACCUGCCUCUGCGGGAGGCGGUGAGACCCAGCUCGUCCUGGGAGUGCGGGUCCGAGGACAGGUGUCGGGGAUGUGGGCAUGGGCGCUUCGGAGCUGAGGUUACAACCCAUGUCCUGUUUUGUACAGAGGAUUUAUAGUAAGUGGUCGAUGCUGUUACAGUCAUCCUGCCUCUGCCCGUGCUCCUGGGUCACCCAGCUGUUGGAACUGGGGGACGGAGUCUGACUUCGGCCGGCGCCCCCAGGCCCCUGUGGAGCUGACGCCCUGGGCCUUUGCCGGGACCGGUGUUGGACGGAAGGGGCGUGCGUGGGGCGCCUUUUUACUCCCUGGUCAUGGGGUCCCCAGCGUUGUUUUAAGUUAGUGGACGUAUGUGGCUUUCCUUCCCGACAUUCCCAGCCACUUCUCGCUGCUAAGACUCACUGUUAAAGUGAAAACUACAGGGAAAAUGUGGUGUGUCUACCAUAACUCAAAAUGUGACAGCUUUCCUAAGAUGCUCACGCUUUAGGGAUCGGCUGGUCUCCACUUGAAGCGCGCGCUAGUACGGAGGAGCCCAAGGGUGCGUGGGUUUCACUGUGAACCCCUAACCCGGUCGGCCCCCCGGGGAGGGGGCCUUUGCCCUGGAGGGCUCAUGUUUCCUUCCCCAGUGUGUUGAUUGUUUUUAACAAAGUAUUAAGUCUUUAAACAGAUUAAACGUGGGCCAAAAUUCUCAUUUUUGGUUGAAAAACCUAUAAAGUGUACCGCGUACGUGGCCUAAAGUGAGGUGUGUGUGUCUUUUGUUCUGAAUCAGGCAUCGCUGCAUCUUGAUGAACGCCCAGCAUCUCAGUGGCCUUUCCUCAGAGCGGCGCGUCCGCCUCACCCUUCUGAGCAUUCCCGGCGGGCAAAAAACGGACGGUGCCGUCCUCACUGUCGGAGUUCCAGGCUGAAAACGCGUGUCCAGGUUUUUAAGACGUUUACAUUGCAUUUGUUGCGGAAGGACAAGGCUGACUGUUUAGGGACUGAUUUUCUUUCAUAGGACGAUUGUUUUACCAUGUCAUUUCUAAAUCAUAUUUUUGAUAAUGCUGCAUGCCAAAAACAGCUACCUGAAAUGCCGCCUUCCUGCGGGCUCAGGGGCUCGCGGGGACGGCCUGUGUGGUUUUGUUUCAGAGGACAAGAGUGGUUCUGGAGCAUUUGUCCACGAUUCCAGAACAGUCCAAACGCAAGCACAGUGCAUGCGAAGGCUUCGCAAACUAAGCAGCUCCCCCCCCCCGCCCCAAAUGCCAGUAACCAUUCUCAUUUGUAAGUGACACUUCUAAGUAGAAGCUGGUUGUCCUGUAGCACCAGCAGGUGACAGUGAGGGGCUGGGAACUGGUCUUCCAAUCCUGGACUGCGAGCCCGCGGCCGCUUGGAAGGUCGCGGCCAUCGUGGGAAGAACUUUUGCGGACACAAUUUUAACGGAAAUGGAACACUUCCUAGCAAUCAAAUGGAUAAAUUGUUUGCUUUCUAUUUUACAGAGGAAAUUGUUUUUUAAAUACUUGAACUGCCAGACAAUGUAAUCUCAGUUUGUAUUACUUUUUGAAUGAGCCCAUUGAGGAAGUGUAACGAUCCAUGAAAUGUGAAUAAAUGGCAAGGAAACAAAA